Plasmopara halstedii is the source of this 1602-nucleotide messenger RNA. Its product is annotated as major facilitator superfamily. Gene Ontology annotation, cellular component: membrane. The coding region runs from base 1 to 1602 and encodes 533 amino acids. The record is from RefSeq and is a predicted model, not a curated record. The transcript has a single exon. Lineage: Eukaryota; Oomycota; Peronosporomycetes; Peronosporales; Peronosporaceae. Gene Ontology annotation, molecular function: hexose transmembrane transporter activity. Gene Ontology annotation, biological process: monosaccharide transmembrane transport.
AUGGAUUUCUCCGCGUCAAUGAUCAGCAGUACCAGUGGGUACUUCUGGAUAGCUCCGACGCCCAUGGUGAUGAUGUCUGCAGCACCUGAGGCGGAGGUAGAUAUCGUUCAACCAACGUGGAGGUUAUACGCAAAUAUUCUUGUGGCAGUGCUUCAGGCCAUUCAAUUUGGAUGGUCCACCUCACAAAUGAACAACUCAAUUUUCAACAAUGAGGAGGACUGCAAUGCCCAGCCAAUUGAGCCCGGUACGUGCCUCAUGUUUCCUGGUCAUACCAAGACCCAGUGGACAAUAGCCGUCAGCUCGUGGAUUGUCGGAGGUAUGAUCGGUUCGCUUUUGACUGGACGAGUUUCAAACAAAUUCGGACGAAAACCGACCAUGAUGGCAAAUUGUCUUUUCAUGAUCGCCGGUGGCAUCAUUCAAGCUGCAUCUAGCACCAUAGCAAUUUUUACAGUUGGGCGAGUCUUUGCAGGUAUUGCGGCAGGUGGUUCAACGGCUGUUAUUCCUGGUUUCAUUGGCGAGAUUUCCCCACCACAUCUUCGCAGUAAAUUGGGUGUGUGUUUCCAAAUUUCUAUCACUCUCGGUCAUUUGCUCGUCGCAAUCACGUUCUUUUUCGCAAGUACAAGUACCGGAUGGAGGUACAUUGCUGCGUUUCCAGUUGUGCUUGCGUCACUCUUUCUCUUAUUAGCACCCGCUGUCCUGGUGGAAAGUCCCGCGUGGUUGUUAAUGGUUGACAGACCCAAGGAAGCAGAAAUUCAACUCGCGCGUCUCUUUGGUGAAGAUAACGUGUAUACAGCCAAAAAAUGGAUAAACCAACAACAAGAAGACGUUGAAUCCAGAAGAGAAGGAACCGUUCGACUACAGGACCUUGGUAUGUCAAAAGUCACACCAGCUCAAACGGAGGGUCAACCCAGUUCGCUAUAUAGACUUUUCACGGCAUUACUUCCACAAAUGCUGACGGCUAUUGGGGUUGCUGGUGCUCAACAACUUACCGGAGUGAAUGCAGUUUUCUUUUAUUCAUCCAGCAUUUUUAAACGAGCAGGACUUGCAGACGGUCGGAUUGGUGUCCUGUUAGUUAACACCAUUAAUGUACUUCCAACUUUGUUCUGCGGACUACUAGCCUCGCAACUUGGAAACCGAAAACUUGUAUUGUUCGGUUUUGUGGGUAUGCUCAUGAGUGCGGUUGGCAUUACAAUGUCGCUAGUGACUCAUGUUUCUCCACUCGCUAUUAUCUUUGUCGCGCUUUAUGUAACUACGUUUGGUGUGAGUCUUGGGCCAUUGGCUUGGGGAGUCAUGGCGGAUCUAUUUCCGGAUGAUGUGCGAGCUGUGGGAUGCUCCAUUUGUGUCGGUUGUAGUUGGUUAUGCAGUCUUACGGUUGGAUUGACCUAUCCGUACAUUGCGGCUGCUUUGGGUAAUUACAGUUUCGUGCCAUUCAUGUAUACAAUUACAUUUUCAUUUCUCUUCUUUUACUCAAUCGUGCCCGACACGUAUGGAAAGACCAUCCAAGACAUUCAGGACGAGUUUGCUGCAAAAAAGAAGCCGAUUCCAACAAAGACUGAUGCAUGGCGAGUGUCUGGUGCAAGUCAGAUUCCCAUCUUGGGAUAA